This is a messenger RNA of Ruditapes philippinarum (Manila clam), 2669 nucleotides long. RefSeq lists its product as uncharacterized. NCBI's taxonomy places the organism in Eukaryota, Metazoa, Mollusca, Bivalvia, Venerida, Veneridae. The record is from RefSeq and is a predicted model, not a curated record. The transcript has 10 exons. The coding region runs from base 153 to 2669 and encodes 838 amino acids.
GAAGACAUGCUAAAAACGAAAUUUUGCAAACUGAUUUGAAUGAAAAUUAUAGAGUCAAUACGAAAACAAAGGACAAAACAUCCGGUCAUUCGACAGACACUCAAAACAAAUGGAAAGAUAAAGAAAAUGAUAUCGAUGAUGAAAACAAAACAAUGACAUACGGAGGAGAAUAUGACUUCUCCGAUGAAUCUUCUGAUAGCAUAUCUAAGAGAGACAAGAUAACACGAAGAAACACAAGACAUUCUUCAAAGAUGCCAAAAGCGGACAAAUGUGAUACCAGCGACACGAGAAGACAUGCUAAAAAUGAAAGUUUGCAAACUGAUAGAAAUUUGGAAGAAAAUAAUACAGUCUAUACGAAGGACAAAACAUCCGACCAUUUGACAGAUACAAAAAAGAAAUGGAAAGAUAAAGAAAAGGAUAUCGACGAUGAAAACAAAACAAUGACAUACGGAGGAGAAUAUGACUUCUCCGAUGAAUCUUCUGAUAGCAUAUCUAAGAGAGACAAGAUAACACGAAGGAACACAAGACAUUCUUCAAAAAUGCCAAAAGAGGACAAAUGUAAUACCAGCGACACGAGAAGACAUGCUAAAAAUGAAAGUUUGCAAACUGAUAGAAAUUUGGAAGAAAAUGAUACAGUCCAUACGAAGGACAAAACAUCCGACCAUUUGACAGAUACAAAAAAGAAAUGGAAAGAUAAAGAAAAGGAUAUAGAUGAUGAAAACAAAACAAUAACAUACGGAGGAGAACAUGACUUUUCCAAUGAAUCUUCUGAUAGCAUACCUAAUAGAGACAAGAUAAAACGAAGAAACACAAGACAUUUUUCAAAGAUGGCAAAAGAGGACCGGAAAUGUGACACCAGCGACAUCAGAAAUAAGAAGAAAACAACGACAUACAGAGAAGAGUAUGAUACCUCAAAUGAAGCGUCUGAUGACAAAUCUAAGUGGGAAAAAAUAAAAAGAAGACACAGAAGACGUUCUUUAGAGGUACCAAAGGAAAAUCGCGAUAUAACGGACGUGGUAAGACAUGCUACGAAUGGAUUUUCGCUGACUAGAGGGGAUAUAAAAAGCGAUAAUACAGACUGCUCAAAAAUAAAGGACAACAAUGCUGGCAAUUUGUCAGAUGAUUAUAAGAAAACGCAAAAGGAUAAAGCAAAUGCUUGGAUCAAAUGUGUUGAAAUGUUAGACGUAAGAGCCGCUGAACGACUCUUGCAAAACGAUAAUAUACCAGACCAAGAGUCAGUUAUAUUAGCCUGUAUUAAGUUUGGGAGAAAACAUCAAAUAGUGAAAGACAUGUGUAAAAAAGUAUGUACCUAUAUACAAAAUCAGCAGCCAGAAAAUAUAAGAUCUGUUUGGCCUUCUUAUAGAUACGUACAAAAUGCUCCUUUUGACAUGUACUCCGAAAAUGAUGUCGUUUUUGUUAUAGUGACAAAAUCAGAAACAAGCAUAGAUGUUGAAAAGAUAAAGAUGUAUAAGACAUAUGUGCGCGCCUCAUCUGAAAUCAGCCAAGAAAGUAGGGCUGUAAAUGAACAUGAAACACGAGUAACACAGUAUCGAGACAAAAACAUUAAAAGAAAACGAAAAAAGAUUGUUAAAUAUCUUGAUGACAACAUUGACAAUUUGUUGUCUAAACAUAGUAAUAUUACAACAGUUUCGGCAAGUUUGUUUAAAUCGAGAAAUUUUAAACAGGGGCAUAAGCACUUCGAAGAAAACUUGUGUAUUGUAUUAUAUGUUCAUGUAAAAGGUUACGUACCAUUACACGAAGAUCCAUUUGAUCGGAAAAUAGAUGAAUAUGACGUUGACGUACGUGAAUGUGUUUUUACACCUCUAAUGUGUGGUCCAAACGAUUUUCAUUCCAUUCUUAAAAUGGGACUAGAAAUUGGAACAUUGUUAACUAAACCCGGUACAUCGGGCAAUAUUGGCACACUUGGUCAUGUAGACCCUUUUGAACCGAGAUAUUUUGUUACCUGCGCACAUGUUGUUAUGAGCAGUGAGGAACUAAUAUCACUGUCAGAAAGCAGAAUAGAUGUUGAAAUAUAUCAACCUAUUCAGCAUGAAAGCCGUAAAAUAUGUGGCCGUGCUAUUCGUGCAGUUUACUUCCAGGAGACAGAUGUAAAUAGAGUAGGCGUUGAAGCUGCCCUUGUAGAAAUUGUUGAUAGGGGUUCAACAGGAUUCGAGUUACCAUAUUCGCCUAUAUUAGAAGAACUGGAAUUGACAGGAAACUUGUCAGAAGUUCUACAGAGUGGUAUAUAUAGGCCAAACUAUGGUAAGGAUCAAAUUAAAUUGAUUAAAUAUGGCUGUGUAAGCAACGUGACUCAAGGAAAGUACACGUUUUUCAAUCCAAGUAUAACUUUAGAGACAAAUGGAAUAAGGUUACGAAACCAAAUUACAAUAAUACACUCACAUGAUUUUGAACAAUUUGCUGUCCAAGGUGACUCAGGAGCUGUAGUUUUUGAAUUCAUUGAUGAUAAAUUGUAUCCUACGUGUAUGAUAGAGGGAACAAUGGGGGACGGUAGAAUUGUAGCAACGCCUCUUAUAAAUGUUCUAGUAGCUCUCCAUAUUAGAAAACCAGAAGAUGUGAUAAAGUUAUAUAACAGUGAAAGCGAUGAUUUAGACAUGGAUAGUUCAGAUACAGAAACAUGUGUGUUCGAUAACGAUAUGGAAAUUGAGUAA